UGGUCAAUUUACCAAUCUACAGGUGAACAGGGUCCUGCAAGGAGAUUCAAAUUAGCCCACCGUCCGGCCGGCGGAGCGUUAAGACCACUGCGUUGUAAAAAAAUAAAUAAAAAAAUAAAAAGAAAAAAUGCUCGCGCUCCUGUUACUGGCUGUUGUGGCCGCCCUGGUGCAAAGUGACGAAGAAACCAUGAAGAACUUGACUAAAAUCACGUGGGCGCACGCUGUCAACAACAAAACAUAUUUGACGGCAGCUUUAGCAAGCGAAACUUCAAUGCUGGAAGCGGAUAUUGUCCUCGGGACUUUAGUUGGUCAGGACGGUCCCCCGAUUCCCAUAAUGGCCCAUCCGCCAGCCACGACAUCCGAUCUAUCCCUAGCAGAGUUCCUGUCUACAGUAAAGCAAUAUAACAACGUGAAUUCAAAGCAAAAAGGGGUGAAGUUGGACUUCAAAAGUAUCGAAGCUUAUGAGAAGAGUCAGGAUCUGAUCGCUCCAUAUGCUAAGCCAGAGGCAACCUUCCCUCUCUGGCUGAACGCUGACAUCCUCCCGGGGCCAGUGGAGGCCACAACCAAACCAGUGGACCCCAUUAAGUUCAUUCAGCUUGGCGCCAAGCACCCUCGCGCUGUUCUUUCCAUCGGCUGGACCACCAACUACGGCGGGAACAUCACCGAGGGAGAGUACAGCCGGGACCAGAUCGGGGCCAUGCUCAGGCUCGUCAAUGAGCAGAAGAUAAACCAAACUGUCACAUUCCCAGUACGCGCUGGCCUCGCGUCAAACAGUCAGCCAGUCCUCCUGGACUUGCUCCGAGAGACAGCUUCCCUUAACUCCUCGAUGACUGUCUGGUCGAGUGAGGGCGACAACGUCGAGGUGGAUCGUCUCAAAGCCCUGAUCUUAACAGUGGGCCUGGAGAGGACCUACUUGGACGUGCCGCACGAUCUGGCCGCCAAGCUCCAGCUGCCUCCAGCAGAUAAUGUAAAGAACUGAGGAGUAAACUUAGUUUGAAUAUGGA
Manduca sexta (tobacco hornworm) is the source of this 1004-nucleotide messenger RNA. Its product is annotated as protein FAM151A. The transcript has 5 exons. The record is from RefSeq and is a predicted model, not a curated record. Bases 128 to 979 code for a protein of 283 amino acids. NCBI's taxonomy places the organism in Eukaryota, Metazoa, Arthropoda, Insecta, Lepidoptera, Sphingidae.